Molecule: messenger RNA, 10709 nt
Organism: Phyllostomus discolor (pale spear-nosed bat)
Lineage: Eukaryota; Metazoa; Chordata; Mammalia; Chiroptera; Phyllostomidae
Gene: RNF150
Product: ring finger protein 150
Exons: 7
Coding region: 1207-2517 (436 amino acids)
Source: RefSeq, a predicted model, not a curated record
AUGUCACACGUUUGCUUCCAGGUGGGAGGGCAGAAGCCCACUCCUGAACUCACCUGGACAGCCUGGUCCCCAGACCAGGAGCACUUAGCAUCACCCGGGAACUGGGUAGAAAGGCAUACACUGUUCUGGAGCCCAACCCUAGAUGUGCUAAGUCAGAAAUUCUGGGGCAGGACCCCUCAGCCUGAGUUUUAACAAUCUCUAGGUGAUGCUGAUGCACAUUUAAAUUUGAUGGUCACUGACAUUCCAGGCGUGGCGUGGGAAGGACCUCUCUACCAACGGGCCUCACCCCGUGGCCUCGGGCGGGUGAUUAGGGAGCUCACUGCGGUUGCACCUGCGAACCGGAAGGUCGUUCACAGCAAGCGCACACACUUCGCCGUAUUUAAGAUGCAGGAAGUUGUUCCUGUGCGCACAGGUCAAGGGGUUGCUUCCCCUUUUGCCUCCACCUAAUCCAGAUCGCAGAUUGGGUUGAACUGGAGACCCAGCAGGGGUCGCUGCUGUCCACAAAGAGAGGCCCAGGGAGCGUGGCCUGCGAAGCCCCGAAUCUUUGACAUCACACUAAGCUCCUCCUUGCACGCACACAUUACACACACAGACAAACACACGCGCACACACAACCAUAUACAGACACAGAGACCGCGUACUCACCUCUGACCGCUCGCGCCCACUUCGCCGGAGCCGACCUCGCCCGCCCGCGGCAAGUGCGUGCGGCGUGGCCACGAGAGAAGCGAGGGCGAGCGGCCGCGGCGCCAGGGAACCGGCGCGCAGCAGGAGCGGCGGCCGGGACGCUCCGGCAGCACCCCGUGCCUCCGGCAGCCGCGUCCGCCCCCGCCGGGGCUGAAGGGCGCAGAGCCGCCACCUCGCUCGCUCCCGGGCCCCCUGCCACCCCUAUGAGAGAAGGAGAAGCCGGGCGAAGGAGCAGGACGCUCGGCAGCUGGACUCCUCCGCAAGCCCCGAGCGCCCCCUUCGCCUGCCCCCCUCCGGCGCCCGGGAAGCGACAUGCAACCGCCGCGCUUCGGCUGAAAGGGGAAGGGGCCGGCGCCACUCGCCCGCUCGGAAUCCGGUCCCCGCGGCGGCGGCGCGUCUCGGCCGCGGUCCCCCGGGCCCGGGAGUGAGCAGGGGCAGGGGCAGGAGAGGAGGCCGGGCCGGAGUUGGCCCAGGCGGGGGAGGACGGCGCGGGGGACCGGGAAGGGGCCCCGGCGGAGAAAGAUGGCAAUGUCUCUCAUCCAAGCGUGCCGCAGUCUGGCUCUCUCAACAUGGCUGCUUUCCUUUUGUUUCGUGCAUCUGCUCUGCCUGGACUUCACCGUGGCCGAGAAGGAGGAAUGGUACACCGCCUUCGUGAACAUCACCUACGCCGAGCCGGCGCCGGACCCGGGGGCGACGGGCGGCGGCGGCACGGAGCUGCACACCGAGAAGACCGAGUGCGGGCGCUACGGGGAGCAUUCGCCCAAGCAGGACGCCCGCGGGGAGGUGGUCAUGGCCAGCUCGGCCCAGGACCGCCUGGCCUGCGACCCCAACACCAAGUUCGCCUCCCCGGCCCACGGCAAGAACUGGAUAGCCCUCAUCCCCAAGGGCAACUGCACGUACAGGGAUAAGAUCCGGAACGCGUUCCUGCAGAACGCCUCCGCCGUGGUCAUCUUCAACGUGGGCUCCAGCAACAACGAGACCAUCACCAUGCCCCACGCAGGCGUGGAAGACAUCGUGGCAAUAAUGAUCCCCGAGCUGAAAGGCAAGGAGAUCGUCAGCCUGCUGGAGAGAAACAUCACCGUGACGAUGUACAUCACCAUCGGAACCCGCAACCUGCAGAAAUACGUGAGCCGCACCUCGGUCGUGUUCGUCUCCAUCUCCUUCAUCGUCCUGAUGAUCAUCUCCCUCGCGUGGCUGGUCUUCUACUAUAUCCAGAGGUUUCGGUACGCAAACGCCAGGGACAGGAACCAGCGCCGGCUGGGAGACGCAGCAAAGAAAGCGAUCAGCAAGCUCCAGGUCCGGACCAUCAAGAAGGGUGACAAGGAGACAGAGCCCGACUUCGACAACUGUGCCGUUUGUAUCGAAGGCUACAAGCCCAGCGACGUGGUCCGGAUCUUGCCCUGCCGGCAUCUUUUCCACAAGUCCUGUGUUGACCCCUGGCUCCUAGACCACCGCACCUGUCCCAUGUGCAAGAUGAACAUUCUUAAAGCCCUAGGGAUCCCGCCCAAUGCCGACUGCAUGGACGACCUGCCCACCGACUUCGAGGGAUCGCUGGGAGGCCCCCCCACCAACCAGAUCACAGGCGCAAGCGACACGACCGUGAAUGAAAGCUCGGUCACGUUGGACCCUGCCGUCCGGAUGGUGGGAGCCCUGCAAGUGGUCCAGGACACAGACCCCACCCCGCAGGAGGGAGAAGUCAUCUUUUCUACCAACAGCGAACCGGAGCCCGCCGUGAGCAGCGACUCGGACAUCUCGCUCAUCAUGGCGAUGGAGGUCGGACUGUCGGACGUGGAGCUCUCCACCGACCAAGACUGCGAGGAGGUGAAGUCGUGAACUGGAGAAUGUGGGACAAAGGGACGGUAGGACCCACGGGGACCGCAGAGAGGGGUGUGCGCUGCGACUCGGGCCAGGCUCACACGCGCCUCCAGAACACCUCGGCCCCUGCAGGGCGCUCCGCUCAGGAACGGUGGCGAAAAGCAAUACCCGGAGUCGGGCCGGCGACGCGGUCUCCCUGCCUCCACGACAGCGCCCACGGCCUCGGCAGGCUGGACACCCAAAGCUGAGCCCCCUCCCACGCCGCCGUGGACACACUCACCCUUCAGAAGCUCCUACCCCGGACGGAAAGGACGCGCUUAGGGCUUCUCGGUUUUCAUUUCAAGUUUUUCCUGGUCUUGUUUUUUUGUUUGUUUGUUUUGAAAUUGAUGUUUGAUUUCUUUGGUGGUUUCUUUUUAAAGACUGUGUGUAGUUCCCUUUAGGUUCACGCCUCUGUGUGUCCUUUGAUUCACUCCAGCGUUGACAGAGAGCGGUGUUCAGAAGUGCCCGGUCCCGUUGUGGCUGGCCUGUGCGCUCUGCGUCUGAGAUGAAGGGCCCCAGCUCCUGGCCUGCAGCUCGUGUGGCUUUGGGGAGUGCCUCUGUACCCCGAACAGGUCGAAGGCCAGCUUUCACUAGGAAUCCGAAUUCUUUCCAUUGGAUCUUUAACUUCCCAGGUGCCGGAGACCCCGACACUAAGCUGUGAACCUGCGGAGGCCACUGCUCAUUAGAGUGUCCGCAGCACCACGCUGGUGGCCUCUUGCCCGGCGCCGUGGGGGGCCCACGUGACAGGAGAAGGAAGCUCUAGGGAGGCACGUUCAUUUGUCUGGGUCUCACCCUCUUUGAACUCAGAGGUCCCCUCCAGGGCAUUAAGGCCACUCUCCGUGGCUGUAGGGCUUGUAGCUGGAACCACAAGCUCCGUGUUAAGGCCACAUAUCACGAAUCGUUCCUGAGAGUGGAUCAUCUGUUGUACGGGCUCCCCCAAGGCCGGAGCAGGGUCUGGGACCUCAUGCAGCUUCUGCAGGAGAUGGUGGCCUUAGUCGCCUCCAAGCCCGUGUCCCCACAGUGCAGGUUCUACCUGGAUUCCAGCACACUUCCGUUACCCCGGCCAGACCUGGAGGAAGGAUGUAGGCGAAUCCUCUGCAGGUUGCUCCCCGGGGCUCCCCGAGCGGGUCCAGAUGCCGGGUGAGGAGGGAGGUGUGAUCUGAUGAACAUUUGGUCUAAAAGGUACAGCAGGGGAGUUGGCGACGUCACGAGAGAGACAGACAGAGAAGGGAAGGGGUGCCCAAUGGCUACAACACACCACCCCUGUUUUGAAACCCUUUAUGUUUGCACUCUUUUUUUGUACCUCUGACAGAAAUGUGCUAUUUUUCCAGUGGGCAGUUUUGUAACGGGUUUCUUUAGACUCUCCCGGGGCAGCGAGGGCGAAGGACAGGAACAGUUUCUCCGGACGGUCAAGGGUCGGGUCGCUUCGGGCUGCCGCAGGGCUUGACAGGAGAGGGGGCUUCCCUCCCCGAGUUCUCUGCACCUCAGACGAGGCUUCUCCCCCACCCCAUCCUCACACUAACACUCACCCAAAACACAGAGCUCGGUUCUUCCGCCGCAGAACCUCGCUGCCCGCCAGCGAGGCACGGAGUGCCGCGCCAGAUGGGGGGACACUUCUGGGUGCGCCCUUGUCACCGCCACCUUCGACCGUUUCCCAGGUGACGCUUUCCGAGCAGGCCGCAAGGCGAGGGAAAUGAUUGCCACCCUCAGAAACGUCCCCUUCAGGGAGGAAUGAAGACGGCGCUGAACCAGGAGUCAGGAGGCCCAGAUGAGCCGCGUGCGCACCGGCCUCUCCCUGUCCACCUGUGGAGUGGAGGGGUGGAGCAAGACGGUGCCCAAGGCACCUUCUGGCCUGGGGCCACCAGUGAGCACUUUGCCAGGGACAUCUGUGUCUCUCGGGAUGGCAGGUGGCCGCCUUCCCACCCUGAGGAGGCGGGGUUGCUGUGCAUGGGACAUACGGUGACAUCUUUCAGAUUGGGUGCUCCUGUGUAGCUGAGCGUGGGUAUCUCAGGGAUUGAAGUUUUAAGCCCAAGUAGGAGUUGCUUGGCUUCCCCUAAUUCCAGUCCUCUGUUAGUCACUACGUUUGCCACCUCUGGACACCUGCCAGGCCUGGUGUUUUUGUGGGCAGUGGUUCAUUCAAGGUGUUUCUUUUCUCGGUCAGCCUGGGCCCGCAACACCUACCCCGCCUUCGUCAGCUUGGCCCUAAACAAAUUUUGGUCUUAAGUGGAAUUAGAAGGAUAAUUCAACAGCAAAGGAAACAGGCUUUGCAUCCCAUACACAGAGAGAACACCCCUGCAGGAGUGCAUGCCUAGCCCUCUGCUUGGCGAGGGUUCUCCCUGCCGGUUCCCCGGGGCGCAGGGAUGGACUGCACGCGGCCGCGGCCGCCGCUAGAGGGCGCUGCAGAUAUGCUGAGGGGCCCGGGAGGUUCAGCAGAAGCCGGUGCACCUGACCCCCUGAGUCUAUGAGGUUCUCCACUUACCAAAGGUCUGUUUCUGGAGGGUUCUCCUGUGACUUUGGUAGCUAAGAAAAAAAAAAUUUAACCAGCAUGGAACGGUGCAAAAGAAAUAGAAACAGCCCUUCUUCCCCCACAGCAUUCCUCACCACCUCCCACCAAAGACCUGGGGACCCCAUGAUUCAGAGGCUAUCAAAAGGUUGCGGAAAUCGCUAGAAGUGUAGGCAAACUUCAAUGGAUUGGCUGAUGUGCAUUUUUCCGUCCUGGGUGUCUAGACCAGCACUGUCCAACAGAAAUGUAAUGCAAGUAAAAAAAGUCAGCACGUACAAAUAAUUUAAUAACCUCUUUCUUUCAUCCAAUAUUAUCGUUUCAACAUGUGAUUCAUGCGAAAAGUGUGAAUGAACUGCUUUGCAUCCUUUUUUGUACUUAGCCCUGUGCAGGCAUUGCGUCUGUUACACUCCCAGGCCUCUCCGUUGGGACCAGCUCCUGAUUGGACAGUGCAGGUCUCCAGCUUCUCCAACCUUCUCACAAGGUUCCCUGAUGCUUACAGAGAAAACAGGCUAAAACCUAGUCACCUGCCCAGAGGACUAGACUCCGCCCAAGCGGCCUAACUAGGGACUCACAGGUGUGUUUGUUUUGUAACAGAUAACUGUUCAGGCCGCCCUUGCUGGGAUUUCUGCUCAAACUUCCCAGCCACACCCUGAGCCCCAUUAGCGUUUACUGCUAUUUCUCUGGCCGGUCGUUUUUCAGAAAGGCGCACAAACCACGUUGAUUUGGUGCUCAAACAAGAGUCCGUCCCUCCCUUCUCCGGCAAACCCUGAGGCUGAUCCAUGGCACUCCACAACCAAAGAGAAUUCCAGACUGUAGUCUUCCAACGUGACCUUGACCCCUAAGCAGUCCUUCUUCCUGCUUGGUGGGAGGUCUUUCCCCAAGCUGCUGCCCCCAGGGGCCUUCGAAGGGAAAAGUAGGAAGUUCCUAUUGACUCCAAAUACCAGACUUUGUGUGGCAGGACUGAGAAAAAGUCUUUGGGGCUGGAGACUGUCCAGACAUUCCUUGGUGAGUUCUAACUGCCUGGCAACAGCCCAGCUCUUAACUUGAAAUCAGCAUCCCCGCCCUCCAACCACGGAGGCCGUGGACUAGAACCAGAGCAUUUUCAUUCCCUCAGAACAAUGUAGAGUCACCUCUAGGAAUUGCGACCUCCUGUGUGGCUGGUCCCUUGGGGAGGAGCUGAGCCCCGCCCCCCCCCCCCCCCCCCCCGAUCAGGAAAACAGCACCUGGACCUUGAUGGAGUGUCCAGGGUUUGUCACCCCGGCAGUGUCAACGGUGCCAUCUAGGCAGGAGGAGUGGAGAGUUUGAGAAGGCAGGAGGUGAGUAGUGGCAAAGGCACCCACCUGUUCUGACACCACCUGGUAGUCAUGAUAACCUUGGAGGCAAGGCUCUGUCCGAAGAGGUUUGUUUGGUCUUGUUUCCAGCGUUUCCCUCGUUCUGGUGGAAACGUCUCUAGGCCUCUGUGGCCCUGGGUUUGGUCCCAUGAAAAACCGAGGUGCCUGAUGGCAAUUUUGGCCCGUGCCCUGACCUCCCCACGGCUGCCAUGCUCUUAGAAUCAAACAUUCUGACAGAUAAACCAACAUAGGAUUCUUCUUUAUAUUUAUGAGUUUUGAUUAGAUGAGAAUUCUUGCCGAGCAUACAAAAUAAACGGCCUCCUCUUGACUGAACACCAGGAAAUCCCAUUAAAUCAAAACUCCUGCAUCAAAAAGGUGGGCUAUAGAGUCACACCCUCCAUGGAGCGAGGACCCAGGGUGAUUUCCAGCAGCAUUUUUAUACCCUCUCACUUAAAUCUCUCCUCAUUUCUGUCUCCAAGCCUGGCUUUCUCUGAUCACCCGUCUCUUCCAUUGUGUGUGCACCCACACAUUCUUCUCCCACCUUUCAGGACAAAAGGCCUUGGUUCUGCAGGUCUCUGGAGUGAUCAGUGCGGCCACCGUUGUUAGUGGCGUUGGUGUUUUCCUCUGACGUCAUGGCAACACCUGUAUUUGUGCUUCGGAUGAUAAUGCCCAGUUCAGGCUAACGGCAGAGUCCUCUGUGAAGGCGCUAGCCCCGUUUUCUCUUCUCAGAUCUAAUUGUACCGCAAGACCAUCCACAGCUCUUUCCUUUUGUCUCCCUCCGCCCCCAGGCGUCCUUGCCUGAAAAGUCUCCUAGGGAAACCAUGGCCAGGAACCAACUCCAGAAUACUGCCCAGAUUUAUGAUCUUCCACCUCCAGCAUCUGCCACCUUCCUAGCUCACUGCAGGCCCCAGGGGUAGGGGUCUCAGAAAAAUGUGUGGGCUGUGCCAUACGCCAUGGCCACUCAUGCUGCUGAACAUGGUGGCGUGAGAGCUUGUCUCUGUAAGUGAUCUGAGAGGCCACUGCUUCCUUAAGACGGAAAAAGACACACAGAGAAACCACCCUCCUAAGGGGAGGGACCCACCGUUCCUCAGCGCUGCUCUGAGCCCCAGAGGUCCCUCAUCUGGCUGUUGCAGGGCCCGGACUGAGGAGCGAGCACAUUCGGUGACGGUCGGUCAUUAAAGGAUGGUGUGAGGACGACCCUGUGGGGAGUCGGGACGGAGGACGGCAGGAUAGGAACGUGGGUGUUCUCCCCGAGUCGGUGCCCGUUGCCCGGGUGCAGAGCUGACCUGGUUGUAUGUGUGUGUGUGUGAACACGUGUAUGUGUUAAGGAGUUAAACACUCGUGAUUGCAGAGAAGGUCUGGACUGCCUGAAACCUAAACUCACUCUGAGCCGCAGGAAUGAGUUUCUCACCACUUACCUCUCCCUUUGCCCCACGUCUCUGCCCCUGGUACAAGGCCAGGCCUGUGGUCACAGGGAUGGUUGUUUUUCAAGACCCUUGGGUGCCUAGCUGCACUCCUCCACACUGAGUCUUUGAUGGCACUGAAUUGUCCUCCCAAAACUAGCGAGUCCAGAUCCUAGAGGGGUGCCCUUCAUUACCAAGCCUUCUAAUUGCAAAACCCGCUUGUUCUGCCACCUGCCAAGGUCACUCACAUCUCUCUGAACCACGCCUCCCCCUCAAGGGCUUCAUCCAGUGGCUUUUGUCAGGAAUCUCAGUGAUCCAAGACCUCCUCAUCUUCGUUACUAUUGACGUUUGCACUUACCGUGGAGCCAUUUGCUCUGCGGCCACCGAUCAAUAUCUGUUGAUAUGAUCAAGCAAGAAUAUAUGUCUCAUCUUGAGAGGUCCGCAGGUCUGAACAGGGCACAAGAGAAAAGUCCGUGGAGAAACUGGCUCAACCUGAGUUACCCGUAGUCACUACCGGGCAGAAAGCCUGUGGUCUCAGCGUCCCUACUGCAGCGGAGGGCUUGGAGAAGCAGGGACACGGCGGGGGGGGGGGGGGGGGGGGGUCCCUGUGUGCUCUGGAAACCAAAGACAGAUCCCCAUCCAAUGGACACGUGUUUCUUCCAUGGACUAGCUGAACUUUCUCCCAAUGUUCUCAGAAGUAAAGGUGAAGGUGCGUUGCCUGGUCGAAGGGAACUGUGACAUUUCGAGAGGGUUUCUCUUUGCCGGCUGGCGAUUGACCUUACUAAACCCAGAAAUCUAAAAAAAAAAAAAAUGUCUUGUGGCCUUAGUCCCUCAGCAUCUUUAAAGUCUAGUGGUUACUCCCCUUCUCCCUCAACAGGUUUAAACACAUCUAUCUCUUUAUUCCACUCAGAAUACUAUUCUCUUGGACAAUGUGACGAUUUUCAGUAGCCAAAGAAUUUUCACGUAGGAGAGCUAGGUCAUUCAUAUCCCACUCUUCCGAGGGGAACACCAAACCUUCGCCCAUGCGGACCCGCAGAGCGAGCAGCAGCGGAAGGACUCCCUCACUGGGCCGCGCGGUGGUGUUGCACGGCGGCAGGGCGCCCUCUGCUGCCCAGCCCUCCUUUCCGCCAGCUCCUUGGACUGCAGAGCCACCGCGUCAUCAGCCAGCUGUUUGCCUUUCACUAUCGAGUUGCCUCCGUGGCUGAGAACUUGGUUUUAUCAAAAGAGGAAGCAAUGUCACAAACCCCGAGAAGCUGAAAGUGAGCCCCACCGGAGACCUCACUGCCGGCCGCCUUUUCUCCUGCACGUUAUCGCCACGCAUUGUCGGCUGUUUGUGCAAAGACGCCUCUGGCCGGAAUGUUUGUGCAGAGUCAUGAGGCCAAGACCUGACUGUUCGGUGACUUCUCUGCACUUGAUCCCUUGGUCAAACAAAGGAAGGUCGAUACACAGACUUCGCUCCUACGAAUGUCGAUGGUGUGAAAUACUGACAUGUUUUCUACAUGUCCAACAGUAUAGUUACUUCCUGCUCUCGCAUUAGUAGUCUGGAAUGGUUGUACCGUUUUAUAAUUAGAAAGAGACGUACGGGGUGGGGGAGGGGUAGACAGGCUGUUAUUUUUAUAGUGGGAUGGUCCUUAUAUCUAGAAAACUUGAAGUAACUUUGUAUUCGUGAAAGGUUACAUUCCAUGCAUUUCCUGAAAAAAAAAAUGGGUCUUGUUUUUUAAAGUAGUCAUGAGCUGGGAGCAUGGUCAUUCUCGUUCUGGGGGAGCCCUCCAAGAAGAACGCAGGGUCCCGGAAUGCAGGGUCCCACAGACGUGAUGCCCGCGUGAGUGCGGUUGGUCGGGUAAUAACCUGGGUGUGACACUUUGUAGUUUCAUGUGACCGUUUCCCCUAAAAUGUCCUACGGUGUGCUUGAGUGUGAUAUUGUUACGUUGCAGAAGUACAUGCUUCUAUGAUUUUGUAAUAAAAGAGUUUGUAAUAAAAAGGGGUCGUGAUUUGUCCAGACCCUGUGUGUGUGACACCCAGUUCUGUGGACUGCAGCCACGACCAGCAAGUGCCAGCUCAGUAAUGUGAAAAGGGAACAUUAUGACCCCUCUGUCAUGGAGCAUGACUUCCGCUGAAAAAGACACCUGCUCCAAAGAAUGGGUUUACCGUUAUGACGCAGUCAGACGUGGCUUCCUUAACCAGUCUCUAGGAGCUCCCUCCUAUCAAAUCCGAUGGAUUUAUUUUCCCUUUCUAUCCAUGAGUUGUGUGGUUGUAUUGUAAAACGCACGAUGGUCCAGGUAGGAUGUGACCCCACUUCCCCGUGAGGCCCGCCGUCCGGUCUGCAGUCUGUGCCCUCCGUGCUCCGCCCCCGCGACCUCCCCCACCCUCCCCGCGUUCAGAUCCGGGAAGUGCGCUGCCCCUACCACGAGCUUGCCCCGUGACUCAAAAUCAACACAUUGAUUCCUGAUAGCAUUCACCUGGGUAACGUUUCGUUUGGACUUUGGUUAGCUCUUCACAUUGCUGAAAAAUUUAGUAAUGGAUUCAGUCACCGUUUUGCCCAGCCUUCAUCUUCUGUACAAAAAGUCACAGGCAAAUUGAAAUGAUUAGCAAAGGCGGUGUCAGUCUUUUUUUUUUUCUGUGUAAAUCUCUUUUCUUCUUCCCCUCGAGUACCUACCUUAUUCCUUCCAAAGCACUUUAUAUCUCGAAAUACAAAGAAGUUUUUACAAAGCAGUUUUUAAAGGGAUUUGUCUUCUGUUAGGAGACAAGGACGCUUCUUCUGCUUGAUUCCAGUCUCUGCUUGCUGGGAGAGUCUGACAGUUUGUCUCGGGCUGGGAGUGGCAAAAUGUCAAGGAUGCGAGUCGACCACAUUCGAGCGUGUACAACAUGGCUAUUUUUGUUAUAUACAAGACUUUCCUGUAAAUAAGUGCCAUCGUGUUCUUAGGUCUUGGUUUA